AUGUGUGAGCACAGUCUGCUCCGCACUGGCUAUGCUAGCUCUCUGUUGAAUUAUCCUUCUGCGGAAUCGUUGCACUUUUCCAACUUGCGGCCCAACGGUGCCCAUCCAUCCGGGCUCACACAGCUCUACGACAGGAGAGAGGUGUGCUCACAUUCGCGGGAUUGUCCAAGUUCAGGCACGAUCUUGCCACAAAGCCUCGCCUUUAGUGGCUAUUCGCAACCGUUCCUUAACUCAGUGGCUGUAAAUGGACAUUACAAUGGUUCUUUGGAAAGUUGCAGCAAAUACUACGUCCAGUACGCAAACCCCAAUGAAGUGUUGUCGGAGAGACAAACGACCGCUUUUCUCAGUGAACAUGGAAUUAAAAUAACCAGCAAAUGUAAGUUUUCUAACUAUGGCAGACAGAUGCAAAAUACAUUGGCACAAGUUGAAGGGGAUUCCAGCGACCGUGUGAUAACCAGUGGCAUUGAGCAGCCUGUGCACCCAGUUCAACCCUCAUCGAUUUUACAGAACACCGGUGCAGUUUUUUCGGAUGGUUUAUCUAGGAGCCCCACUCAAGUGAGAUCCAGAAAAAAGAGAAAACCUUACACAAAGCCACAGCUGGCUGAACUUGAAAAUGAAUUUAUGAUAAAUGAAUUCAUAAACCGACAGAAACGAAGGGAACUGUCGGGCAGACUGGACUUAAGUGAUCAGCAAAUAAAAAUUUGGUUUCAGAACCGUAGGAUGAAAAAGAAACGGCUGUUAUUGCGAGAGCAAGCUUUGUCCAUUUACUAA
Messenger RNA from Trichomycterus rosablanca, 771 nucleotides. It is a transcript of the gene hoxd12a, whose product is annotated as homeobox D12a. The record is from RefSeq and is a predicted model, not a curated record. The transcript is spliced from 2 exons. Gene Ontology annotation, biological process: regulation of DNA-templated transcription. Gene Ontology annotation, molecular function: DNA-binding transcription factor activity, RNA polymerase II-specific; sequence-specific double-stranded DNA binding. Lineage: Eukaryota; Metazoa; Chordata; Actinopteri; Siluriformes; Trichomycteridae. Bases 1 to 771 code for a protein of 256 amino acids.